CGGAUAGAGACCCUUGACGGCGUUCCAGCCUUCGUAGCUACCUUCGUAUGGUGCCUCAAAUGUGUUCUUGAAAUCUGGGAGAGCAUUACCGAGUGUCUCCAAGCCAUCCUUGAGUUCUGAGAGUCUAACGACAGCAUUGUUGUGUGCCAGUGCAGGUGGAACGCCCUCAAGGGUGGUAGGAUUGUCAGUACCAGCAGAAAGCGUCGGGAGUGGAUAGCAAGUAGGUGCAUAAACGCUAUGUACGACCUCUGAUGCAUUUAUUGUAGUCCCAAAUAUAUCAAGUGAGCCUUUCAAAACCUGAAGUCGAAACUUGCCGGCCAAGAUGAGACUAGCGUGAUUGUCGAAACCGAGAUAUAUAGAUUCACUGUCAAACAAAGUCGUACUCUCUGAGGUACCAAAGUUAGAAACGCAAUUGUAGUCAUAAUGCUGGGCUUUCUGCUUGCGUUUCCGUCUCUGUGUGACAUCCUCAGUGGAAUCACUACCACUUUUAUCACCAAGUUUAGUCGUAGAGGAUGUAGCUUUAGAUUUUUUUCUAGUUUUCCUUGGUGUAUCGCUUCUACUCUCAAUAUCCUGCUGCUCUUCUACUAUAGCAGAAUCAACAAAGAAGGCAUUUAUCGCUAUAUCCUCUGCGUCAACAUCAUCCUGUAUACUACUCGUCGUCGCUUCCGCACUCCUAGUUCUCUCUAAUUUCCUUUUUGCUAUCGCAGAGAGCCCAACCAUCGUCGUUUUCGCACGUCAUGUACAAUUUUGCAGAUCCGACAGACUACACGAGAAUAUUUGCACGCUCGACGAUAAGUAUACUACAUUUAUGGCAUGCACUCAAAAUGGCUGUUGCUGAGAGCUGGGGUGGUCCAGAAUCUGAAGCUAAAAGGAUCUGGUUGAUUGGUGUAGUAGUUGAUAUGUACGAGGAGCGUCCACCAAACAAUCAAAAUGGUAGUAUAGGUGGAUUAGAUUAUAUAGACACCGAGGAAAUACUCAGUCAGGCUUUCUUCGAUGAGUUUGGUGCACAUCUUGAGGAUGGCAGCCCGAGAGAUAUCGCUGGACAAUUACGCAAAGCCUGGGCAGAAGCUGUUGUAGGUGAUAUGUCCUACAGUAAUGAGUUAUAUGGAAAAUACGAGAAAGAGAAGAACAAGAAGGUUUCAGGUUUCACUCGCGGUGAGGAUGAGGAAAUUCCUUAUUACAGUGAUGAGAGCGAUGGCGAGGAUGAACACAUGCAAGACACUCAACCAGCCCAACCGGCCCAACCAAAGCAGCCAAAACCAGAGAAAAUUAUCGACGAUGAUGGAUUCGAAGUCGUACAAAAGAAGAAAUAG
Molecule: messenger RNA, 1313 nt
Organism: Wallemia mellicola CBS 633.66
Lineage: Eukaryota; Fungi; Basidiomycota; Wallemiomycetes; Wallemiales; Wallemiaceae
Exons: 1
Coding region: 738-1313 (191 amino acids)
Biological process (GO): maturation of SSU-rRNA from tricistronic rRNA transcript (SSU-rRNA, 5.8S rRNA, LSU-rRNA)
Cellular component (GO): nucleus
Source: RefSeq, a predicted model, not a curated record